This is a messenger RNA of Fusarium verticillioides 7600, 1968 nucleotides long. RefSeq lists its product as hypothetical. The transcript has a single exon. The record is from RefSeq and is a predicted model, not a curated record. NCBI's taxonomy places the organism in Eukaryota, Fungi, Ascomycota, Sordariomycetes, Hypocreales, Nectriaceae. The coding region runs from base 1 to 1620 and encodes 539 amino acids.
AUGGAGGACCUGUCUUCCCCCAUCAGCAUCACUUCGUCUACCCCAACUGCUCCAACUUCGGCUUCAAAAGUCACUUACACCACUGCUGGCACCCCGUACAAUCCUAGCACUUCUCAGCCACUGCAACCGCCUGCCCGACGCGGUCGCUCUCUCAAGUGGCCUGCUGGUCUCCCUGCAGCUGGGUUAUCUCUGCUUCCCAAAUCUGUUCUUGCAACUCUGCCCCUCAAAGCUGGAUCACGGUCCUCGACUCUUCAGCAUUUCAGCCCUCAGACGCCCUACGACAGAGCAUCCAGCCCCUUGAACGAUACAGACCACAGAUGUAUCAACAUGUCCGCUCAAGUACCCCGAAUCGUGCCUUCUGCGACUCCGUCGCCGCUUACGUCCCUUUUCUCCGAAGCUGAACAAGACACGCUUACCGACGUUGAAGCAAGUGAGGAAAGCGACGAAGACUGCGAACUUGGCAUGGACCCGUUAAUAAAUAUGACAGUAAAGUCUCUUCACAAUCUGGCGUCUUACCCAAACCCCAAUCAGAAGCGAGCUCAGAAAGCCCUUCUUCGGGGGCUCAAACCAGCCCUGGGCCUGAAGACGACAACCCGUGUUGAUGAGCCUUUGGCUCCCAUGACUCAUUCCUUUGGACUCCAAGAUGCGUCCAACAACAACAACAACAACGCCCUGCCAAGUGUGUUACAGCCACCACAGUUAGAGAAACCUACACUUGGGAGAUCUUUCGAUGACGCAUUCUGGAAUUCCCAAGCCAAUAAGUCGCCUGGCAUUCUCCUUGGCUCAUCCCGGAGCUUCAAUCGUGCAGUCGGCAGCAAUACCGCGCGUGCUCCUGGUAUCAUGGCUCCUGGCACCGGUGCUCCACGGCCUUUGACUGCCGGCCCCCCUGGUCAACGCCAAUAUCGACCAUCGACCUUCGAGUCAACUUUCAAAGCACUCCACACAAACGUCCCAAGCCAGGAUGUCAAGCAGGAUGAAGAUGAGGACGUUCUUAUCAUUACUCGGCAGACUCUACGACAAGCAGGUAUCAGUAACAGCAGCCUAGCACAGACUACACUGUCGUUUGAAGCAACUGCUUCACAAGUUUCACAAAUCGUAGAGGGGUUGGAGGGAUUGUCUGCCAAUUGCAAAAUCACCCGACCAAGUGCACCCACAACCGCCGCGACGCAAGGGUUCCAGUAUUUUGCGAAAGGAGCGCCAUCCUGGGGCUUAGAUACUGCUACAACAUCAGCAUGCUGGACAUCAUCGCCCGAGCUCAGCCAGUCUCGAUACACAUCGGGACCCAGAUUCAGAGCACCAAAGGAACUUCAAGCCUACAACAAUAAGAUCAAUCACGCCUGGUACUACGGAGCCGAUUUCCUAGUAGCUACACCAAGCGAGAUUGCUUUGCAGGUUCAGCCUCCCAAGGGGAAAGGGCAGUUUGGUGCAAUUGGGGAUGGCCGUCCAUCAAAGAAAGGUGAAUUCCAUCGCCGCAUGGAGAUUGAAGACGCCAAUCGCAUGUCAGUGGCCGACCAUGCUCGCCCAUUGUUCAACAUGGCACAUGCAAAUGUGCAACAAUUCAUUGAAAGCGAGUGGAACAAGAGCCAGGGACGUGCUACGGUACUACAGGCAACCAAGUAGAGGCUGUUAGUCAGGAAGGAGGUGAUUGGCGAUGGGAAGGAAAUAUUUCUCAUACGAUGCCCCAUACACGAUAGCAUGGAAUAGUUUAUGAGGAAAAGUAUGUGGAUUAUGACCGCCUUGCGUGACUGUUGCAUGGCAGGAAGGUUGGAUGCUUUUUGGGAUGGGCUCUGACGGAGGCCAGUCACCAUGUGAGCGGCGAUGUUAUACUUACGCGAGAACAACGGCCAAGCAAAUGUAUUUCGGCCGAUCCACGACGUUGGCAUUAUGGAAAGAACGGGUAACUUAGUAGUCCAUAGCCGGCAUGCAAAAACGGAAUAUGAUGAACAAUUAUCAUACUUGGAACGGAAA